AUGGGAAUGCAGGGCCCCUUGACCGCUCAGGCGUUGGGUCGGUCUCCAUAUGACGAUGUUGUGGAGUGGGAUGGAGAUCAAGAUGAUGAACAAAACGACGGAUCAAGGCAACAACAGUACGACCACAGAGGUCGCCCCAUAAACCCCGAGACCAAAAGAAUCAACAGAGACAUAAUCCGUUCCCAUAAUGAGGUCAUGCUUGUUAUUGGCGUUGCUGAACAGGAGAACCCGACAUCAAACCCAGAAGCCGAGUCGGAGCGUCGGCAUGCGCUAUACGAAUAUGAUGUGGGAAUGAAUCUCACCUUCUCGGCAAUGCGCUGUGUAGAUGCCGCCGGUGCGUUUGGUCUUGACGGCUUCCGCCAGCGCAUCCUCAUUUACAAAAGAUACUCACACAUCGCCUUCUGGGACCUGUUUGCCCAAGCCCGCAAGGACUUUUCUUUCACGAGAGACAUCAUGCCUGGUGCGGCAACGAGCAUUCUCACCAACUAUACCGAUCGCAAACUUUUCUGGCUAUGGAGAGAUCGCCCCGAUCGGAUGUUUGCUCGUCGCUUUGUUCACGAAAUGUGGGCGUAUGCCAGGACGCAUAUCGAACUUUACGUAGCUUUGCAGAGGCUUGGGCUGGUCUCGAGCAGCAACUUGCUUCCCAGCCUUUCCUUCUUUGUCCCCUUCAGCGCUGACUCCCCCAUUCCCGCUCCACCACCCCUCGAUGGCCUCUCAGUCCAGUCCGUCCUCCAAUGGAUAGGGGGUGUGUGCAUCUCGGCAACGCCUUUCCUUCUCUGGGUAAUGACACAGAGACUGAUCCGUGACCUACGACCCCAACUAUGGAGUAUCAUCUUGCCUAGGCUUCCAAACACCAGCCCUCCUUUGGGAACCCCGACCAACUGGGGACCGACCGAUAGGCCCAGGGACAGGGACAGGGCGGAGAACACCCAUAGUCGAAGCGCGACCAACGAUGUUUCGCCUCUGCGCGCGGUAGAUGGCCAGGUACCGAAUGAUACUGGCCCUGUGGAGGCAGUGAGGCGACCGAGCACGUUCUCUAUGCGCGAUGAUUUUAGCGAUGAGGAUGAGAAUGAAGGAGCCAAUGCUACACUGAUCAGUUUUGAUGUGGAAGCUACGGAGGCCUCAUCGGAUGGACCGCAAGGGCUAUGGAGUGCUGAAUUACGGCCCAGUGUUAACGAUGCUCGAGGACUAAGCUCCCCUUCAUACGUCGAUACACUGCUUACCCAGCUCCCACCGCUUCUAGCGAACUACAUCUUCUCCGAGGCCGCCAUUCGAAUACUCACAGCGCCUUACGAGAGCAUGUCUCUUCGAUUGCUGGCUCGCACGUUUCGUCUUCGGCUUGGCCUGCCUUCCCACGAUAUUUUCAACGUCAAUCUUUUCAGUGGCCUCAAUUCUACUCUCGUCAUCAACUUCUUGAGCAGCCAAUUCAUUCAUUUGGUGCUUUGCUCCGAACUGUGGGCUGGCUUCGCGACCGUAUCUGAGCUGCUGCAUACAACGCCAGAGGAGUGGAGGGAGGCGGAAGAUCAGAAAGAAGGUGAAUGGCGAGAUGAAUGA
This is a messenger RNA of Fusarium keratoplasticum, 1554 nucleotides long. RefSeq lists its product as uncharacterized. Lineage: Eukaryota; Fungi; Ascomycota; Sordariomycetes; Hypocreales; Nectriaceae. The record is from RefSeq and is a predicted model, not a curated record. The coding region runs from base 1 to 1554 and encodes 517 amino acids. The transcript has 4 exons.